CCGCUCAGGCAUCCGGCUGUCGGUGCUAUCCGGAGUAGUUCCAAACACAACCAUGACACUAACGGGAUCAUUCCGAACGAACAAACCUAACCUAACCGUUGCUACUAAGCGAUGCAUCCCCGAAGCAUUAUUCGAUAUCGCUCUCCUCUCCGCCAAUGCUUCUCAAUUAAAAUAUCUGCUGCAAAAUGAUAAGAAAUUUUUAUUCUAUCCGAUGAUAGUUUUAAUUUCGCUUUCCAUAACAUUUCAGGUGGUGGCCAGCAUCUUAAUAAUCAUGUUGGGAACAAAAUGUAUGAAAGACGAGGAACAACAAAAAUCGAAACAAAAUCUCUUACCAGAAACAAGUCACAAAGUCGAGAAACAUCAAAAAUCAAUAAACACGCUCAAUAAUGUAUUGUGCGUGAUCGUUUUAAUUAUCACUGUAAUUAAUGUCCUUAUACCUACGAUCGGAAUAAAAAAUGAUUAAUCAUAAAAGGAUAAAUUUCUACCUGUUCUUUGUGGAAAAGUUAAAUUUUUUUAUUGUUUUUUUUAUACAGUACGACAAUCAAAACUGUAGAAUGACAUGUCAGAAUACGUUCAAAAGUAUUAAGAUAUACUGAACAAAUUUCAUCCAUUGUAUUAUGACAGUUAUGUGCUCUGUUUUCUCGUAAACAAUUGGCACACUUUGGUGAGUUAUGUUUGUUCUGGCAGUUUUAUAUAGAUGAUUCAUUCUCAUUACAAUGACUACACACAUUGUCUGUUGAGGUACAAUUUUUUGCUAUGUGACCAAAAGAUAAGCAUCGAUAACAUUGAGUAAUAGGAAAAAAUCAAAUACUUGACACGUCGACCAAAGAAGGUGAAUUUUCUCUGCUUUUACCAACUUCUCCCUAACCUGUGGAGAUACCUCCAUAAUCCAUGAAAAAUAAUUUUCAUUCUUUUCUUUAAGCGGAAAUCUAAUAGUAGCAUGUUCAGCAAAAGUGCGAUCAGUAAAAGUUUCUAGAAAGUACAUGUUUUGCUCUAUAACUAAGGGUGCUAGGAACUUUUUCGCCAGCAAGACUGUCAGAAGUAGUUUUCCUUUGGUUAUGUAUGUACUGGAGAUUGAAUAUCCAUUAGAAUUUCUUUAGAUUCAUCAAAUUGAGCAUCUUUAAAGCCUUGUAAAUCCUUUUUAGUAAAUAAGUAUGAAAGUG
This is a messenger RNA of Centruroides sculpturatus (bark scorpion), 1163 nucleotides long. RefSeq names its product ninjurin-1-like. The transcript has 3 exons. NCBI's taxonomy places the organism in Eukaryota, Metazoa, Arthropoda, Arachnida, Scorpiones, Buthidae. The record is from RefSeq and is a predicted model, not a curated record. Gene Ontology annotation, biological process: tissue regeneration; cell adhesion. Bases 53 to 463 code for a protein of 136 amino acids. Gene Ontology annotation, cellular component: membrane.